Molecule: messenger RNA, 1230 nt
Organism: Triticum turgidum subsp. durum (durum wheat)
Lineage: Eukaryota; Viridiplantae; Streptophyta; Magnoliopsida; Poales; Poaceae
Source: the annotation of a GenBank genome assembly
AUGGGCGAUUGGGUGGAGGACGACGGCAUUGAUCCACCCCAAGAACCGGCUACCGACUACACGGAAAAUGUUCCACAAAACCCAAUCGGCGUCGACGGCGACCAGGAUCCUGCGGGUAGAGAUGGCCCUGCCGCGAUAACAACAGGCCACCUGGGUUCUGCCGUCUCGUUUGUGAUCGGAUGGGCAAGCAAUGUGUUAGCUCGAGGUAAAAGGUGUCUAGCGGAUUGGUCUUCCCCGUCAUCAUCAGGCUCCGAGUUAUCUGCAGCCGCAGAGAAUGUGGGAGCUCCCGAGACGGUACCUGGUGGUGGUGACCAUCCUAGGGAUGGCGCCGCAAGGGAGGUCGUCGACGGAGACGAUUCUGCCAGUGAGGGGAAGGAGGCUGCAGAUGCUAACGGCAAUGAGGAGUCAUUCCAUUUUCUGCAUUUUGACGUAGGAGAUAGCCCUCCGGAUCAUCAUUACCUUGACACCGCGGACCAGGGCGACUGCCGUGGAAAGUGGGUCAAGAUAGUGCAGAGAGAGUGGAAAAUACUAGAGAACAACUUACCAGAUACCAUCUACGUGCGGGCAUUCGAGAACCGCAUAGAUCUGCUCCGGGCUGUCAUGGUGGGCGCUAGCGGAACACCGUAUCACGACGGGCUCUUCUUCUUCGACUUGCUGCUGCCACCGUCCUACCUAGACGCACCGCCGCAGGUGUACUAUCACUCGUUCGGGCUCUGUCUCAAUCCUAAUCUAUAUGCCUCUAGAACAGUGUGCCUCAGCCUUCUCAACACCUUUGGCGGAGAGGGCACGGAGAUCUGGUCACCAGCGACGUCGAGCCUGCUCCAGGUUCUAGUCUCCAUCCAGGGCCUCGUUCUCAACAACCAGCCCUACUACAAUGAGGCUGGGUACGAAGCUCUGGUCGGCACACCAAAGGGUUGCCGCAACGCUUUGCCGUACAACGAGAAUGCCUACCUACUCACCCUGCGAACUAUGCUCCAUCUACUGCGCCGACCACCUUUGGGGUUCGAGGAGUUUGUCAGGGACCACUUCCGCCGCCGGGGGAGGUUCAUACUUAGGGCAUGCGAGGCAUAUCUUCAAGGAUGCGACGUUGGAACGCUUUGUAGCGAGGCAUGUGCCACCAAGAGGAGUAGCGAGCGGCAGUGCUCACCUGGGUUAAGGUUCACGCUCGCCAAUCUGGUGCCAAGGCUCGUUGCGGCAUUCGUGGAGAUCGGUGCCGAGGGAUGUGUGUAA